UCGGAAGGAGGUACACGCGGGUCGUAGAGUCUUGGAUGUUUAUUUUUUGCUUAUUUAUGUACAUCCAUGUGUUUAUUUCUAUCAUGUUGUAUCAUCCAUAUUGUUUCAAUGUUAAAUGGCAACAUUUACGUUCAAUCACGCCUUUUAGCUGGAAAAUAUGACGCAUUCAAUCAUCUUGCGAAAACUCUCCGCCAUUCCUCAUGACGUAACCCAUCUAGCGUCGUGUGAAGGUUUUUGUGAAAAUUGUACUCAGGACGGUGGUGUAUAUUCGUUCCCAAUAAUGAAGACUCCAAUAUAUGUAUUAUUUCUUAUAAUUAAGUGAUGAACAAGUGUACUAGUGUUAUUUUAAUUAUAUUAGUAGAAUGUUAAAGACGUGUGAGGAGUAAUUUACAAUUAUUACAAUGUCCUAAAGAAAGAAAACCAUGGAUUCAGUCCGAGCAUUCAACGCAGAGCUGUCAGCUCUGUAUGAGGUGAAACCACCUAUAUCAAAAGCCAAAAUGACUAGCAUAACUAAAGGAGCUAUCAAAGCCAUAAAAUUCUACAAACAUGUUGUUCAAAGUGUUGAAAAAUUCAUUCAGAAGUGCCGGCCUGAGUAUAAGGUUCCUGGACUAUAUGUUAUUGAUUCAAUUGUUCGGCAGUCGAGGCAUCAGUUUGGAGCUGACAAAGAUGUUUUUGCUCCCAGAUUUGCAAAAAAUCUGCAAAAUACUUUUGUACAUCUUUUCAAGUGCCCACCAGAAGAAAAGAGCAAGAUUGUCAGGGUGCUGAAUUUGUGGCAGAAGAACUCCGUUUUCCAAUCUGAGGUUAUACAACCUCUUUUUGAUCUUGCAGAUCCAAAUCAUCCGAUACACAAGGAGCAGGCGCAAGUAAACACCCCAAAUAAUGGCUCAAUAACAACUAUGAAUAAUGUUGGGAAAACACCACCUCAGUUAAACAGAACACCAAACAAGACUCCUUCAUCAAAUAAUAAAUCAACCGAUAGCAGCACACCUUUGUGGACAUCUCAAAGUGAUUCAAGCAACAGUUCUUCACUUCAAGUUUCAAACCAAGCUGUUGACACUGCAAGUUUGAAUAGCAAUCAGGUGUGUGCAGAAGUGGUCUCUGGCAAUGGAGCAUGUGACCCGGCUCUUAUACGACAGCUACAACACUUACAGUUGUUACUGCUACAACAACAACAACAGCAGCAGCAGCAGCAGCAGCAGCAGCAGCAGCAGGAGUCUGGUUCUCGAUCUCAAACUGAUCAGCAGCUGGUACAACAGCAGACACAGCAGCUGCCCAUACAUCAAAUACAACAGUCACAGCAACAGCAGCAGCAGUUGCUGCAACAACAGCCACAGCUACAGCUACAGCAACAGCCACAGCUACAGCCACAGCAACAACAGCACCAACAGCAACAGCAGCAGCAACAACAGCAGCCACAGCAGCAGCAACCACAAAUACAGUCUCCAUUGUCUCAACAAGUACAGCAACAGAAUCAGCAGCACCAAACAACAGUGCAGUCAGUUGAAAUGCAGGCUGUGCAAGUGCCGCAGCAGACGCAGGCUCAGUCUCAAACUCAAACUCAGACUCACACAAUAUUAUCUGCCGUUACUUCACAGCCAUCAGCUACUGGACUUGACAGCAUUUUAUCAAACCCAGAACUCAUACGGCAGCUUCAGAACAUACAGCAGCAGAUAUCACUCCAACCAGUCAAUCAAGAAUCUGAGGAUAACCUAAGGAAGUUACAAGAAAUGAAACAGCAAGAAGAGGAAUUUGACAAACAUUUGAAUCAAACAGUGCAGAGCCACCCCUUCACUUCAGACUGUGAUCCUAGAACGGCAGGUGACAUUAAAACCACUACUCCGACUCCUUUUGAAAAAGUUGAAAUAGAACAGCACAAACCUGCAUACACAUAUCCAGUUCUCAACAUGUCUCAUCCUCCACCAGGAUUCAUAUCAGAAACCAGUAAUGCUGCAACAACUGAUAAUCACAAAAGUCCACUGGAAGAUGGUGAACAUGCUGAUUCUGAAGUGGAGUUUGUUGACAGAACUGUGCAACAGGAGAAUGGGAACUCAGUGGAAAUAAUAAACCUCGAUCGCAGCAGAUCUGGCAGUCCAUCAGUCAACUCAAAGAACUACAGGCGUAGGCACAGUCGUUCUCGGUCACGAGAUCGUCGCCAUGGUAGAAGAUCCAGGUCGAAAUCAUCCGACAACAGAGCACGAUCACAGUCAAGGCAAAGGAGGAGAAGGUCAAGGUCACGAGACAAAGAACGUGAUCGAGAGAAGGACAAAGAACGAGAGAGGGAACGGGAGAAGGAGAGGGAGAGAAGAAAAAAAGGUCUGCCACCAUGUAAGAAAGAACAUUUGAGUGUUUGUAGCACAACUCUUUGGGUUGGACAUUUGUCAAAGUUGGUUCAUCAGGAAGAAUUAUCAGACACCUUUGGAGAAUAUGGUGAUAUAGUAUCAAUAGAUCUGAUACCACCUCGAGGUUGUGCCUUCAUAUGCAUGAAUCGACGACAGGAUGCUUUUAGAGCACUACAAAAACUAAAAAAUCACAAACUACAAGGAAAGGCUAUUACACUUGCGUGGGCCCCAGGUAAAGGAGUGAAGGGGAAAGAGUGGAAGGAUUACUGGGAAGUUGAUUUAGGAGUAUCUUACAUUCCUUGGGAUAAGCUCACUCAAGCAGCAGAUUUAGAUGCUUUAGAAGAAGGUGGCAUGAUUGAUGAAGAAACUGUGCCUGAUUUUCUGAAAGCUCAGACUCAGCAACAGCAGCCGCCGCCACCACCGCCGCCACCGCCACCUCCCCCGCCACCUGGACCACAGCAGCAGCAAGAACAGCAGACCACCGCAUCAGACCCAGCAGUAUCUUCAGCUCUGUCUCCAGCUCCAACCCCAGCUCCAGCCCCAGCCCCAGCUCCAGCAGCUUAUAUUCCGCUACCAGAUGGAAUUCCUGUACCAAGCACAGCUGCCCAAAAUGUUGACACCUCCCAGCCACCUCCACUGCGAACUGCUGAUAUAACUGGUGUAACAGCUCCAGCUGGAGUUCCUGGGCUGCCUGCACAAAUUCCUACUGCUGUUCCUCCACCCUCUGGACCUCCAGUGCCCAUUGUAACACCAUUUGGGAUUCCUAAUGUGCCUCCACCCAUUAGCAUGACAAUGGGACAUGGUAUUAUGCCUAGUGUGCCAAUUGGAGUACCACCACCAGGUAUGCAGAGUUUGCUGAUGCCUGGGAAUCAGAUGGUCCACCACCAGCAGAUGAUGGGUGGGGUACCUCAACCAGUGAACUCCCCAUUUACUUCAACUGCUGGUGGCCCAGUGGGAAUGAUGACAGGCCCAGUGCAUGGACAGCUUUCACAGAUCCCAUUGCCUGCACCUGCUGCUCCACAGGAUAAAACAGCAACUGGUCUUCCACAUGGUACUCCUCCUGCUCCUGUUGGAGUUCCACCUCCCACAUCGGAGGCAAACCUUCCAGGCAUUAGUGAAGCUUUGCUCAGAGUUCCUUUUGGGGUACCUGCACAGAUGCAACAACUAGCAGGUGUUCAGGUGCCUAGAAUUAGCCGUGAUGACACUUCCAACAUGGAUAUGGAUAUGGAAGAUAUUGAUGGUAAAGCAAACAGUUCUGCAGACUCAUCAUCCAGGGUUGCUGGUCAAAUUCUUGCAGGUGUUGGCCAUGGAAUGUCACCAUUUUCGGCACCUCCGCCAAAUCACAUGGGCCCAUUGUCACACCAUCAGAACUCUGGUCAACAUCUUGGUGAUCAUAAUAGUCGUCAGAAUAAUUCAGUGCUUGUAAAUGAAUUGGAUUCCCUGAAAGAGGGCAGUGGGGAUUAUCCAGGACAGGUUCGCGGCAGAGAAAGGAACCGUGACAGAGACAGAGAUAGGGAAAGAGAUAUAAGGGACCGUGAACGUGAUCGAGAUCGUGAUAGAGACAGAGGUCGUGACAGAAAUCGUGAUCGUGAUAGGGAUCGUGAUCGUGAACGUGACAGGGAUCGAGAUCGUGGCAGUAGAUGGAGUGACAGAGAUAGGGAUAGAAGAGAUCGUGACCGUGAUCGUGAUAGGGAUCGAGACAGGCCAGAUAGGAAAGAUCCGUCAGCUCCUGAUACACCUUCUACACCAUGGUCAGAAAGAGGAGAGAAACCAAGUCUUCUGGAACGCCUAAGGAGCCUAGCGAAUGAUGGAAUUGCAACUUGUAACAAAGAGGAAGCCAGGCAUGGUUUCAACAUAAGAGAGGGUAAAGCAACACAAGAAAGAACAUCUGCUGAAAGAGAACGGCCUAAGGAUCGUGAGAGGGACCGUAAUCGUGGUCGGGACCGCGAUAGAGAAAAGGAGCGUGAACCAGAUCGUGAACGCAGUCGAGACAGGGAACGUGAUCGGGAUCGAGACCGUGAACGUGAUCUUGACCGGGAUCGAGAAAGGGAUGCUACUGGACCACCAGUGUUUCCUGGUCCUAGAAGUGACUUCAGGCCUCCAGGUCCUGAUGGGUUCAUUCCUCCAGGACAAAUGGGUUUUAGGCCACCAGGUCCAGGACAGUUUUUAGCAAGAGGGGUUACUGAACCGUUGCCACCAGGACAUGAGAGAGAGAAUUUUGAUCCUAGGGGACCACCACCUCAUGAGAUGUUUGAAGGUCGACAGAGACCUGAUGACUUUGUACAGAACAGGGAAGACUUUGAUCAUAGAAGAGGUCAUGAAGAUUUUCCUCCAAGGGGGCCACACCAUGCAGAAGAUUUCAAUAUGUCUUUGAGAACAGACGAUUUUGAACGCCGAGGGCCUUCCCGUGGACCGCCUGUUGAAGAGUUUGAACCGAGAGGCCCAUAUCCUGAUGACUUUGGCCGUGUGCGAGGUCCUAGACCAGACAUGUUUCCACCUCGAGGCCCAGAAAUGUUUGGACCAAGAGGAAUGAUGGGCCCCAGAGGUCCAAUGCGACCUGAAGGCUUUGGACCUCGUCCAAUGCUAAUGCGUGGACCUGGACCCAUGUUCCACCCAAGAGGACCACCUCAUCCAAUGGCAAUGAGAGGAAUGGGACCAGGACCGGGACCGGGGCCAGGACCAGGGCCUGGUCCAAGACCUGGUAUGUGGAUGGAUAAUCAGGGACCUCCUAUGUAUCCACCAAGAGGAUUCGAAGGACCUCCUGGCGAGGGCCCACCGCCAGAUGGAUUCUUUCAGAGACCACCAUUUGAUGACAUGGAGCGGCGGCAGUGGGAAGAUGGGAGGCAUGCACGGGGCCGUGGACAGGGUCCAAGAAGAGGUCCUGGAACACCUGGACCUGGAUUUGCUCCUCAUGCAGGAAACCGUAGACGUGAGGAGGAGUCACCACUACUUCAGAGUCCAGCAAAGCGUGCAAAAGCUGAGGAUUUGCCAUCCGCAGAAAAAUGUAAGGAGGAGAAGGUAUUUAGAAAAUCAGAAAGGGAUCGUAAUAGGCGGUCCCGGUGGAGUAGUGCUUCUCCUAAAGAAGACAAGUUUGAGGAAGUUGGUGUGGAAAAUAAUAGUGACACUACGUUUAAAAGGUCAGGGGCAGUAGAUGAAUCAUCAGUGUGUUCUAUAAAAUCUGAAGAGCACUGUGAACAGAAAGAAAGUGUUAAUUCUGAGAAAUGUGUGACUUCAGAAUCUGCAACAGAUCUAGACUGUGGGGAAAACACUCCUUGUCCAAGUAACAAUCAGUCGGACCACCAAAAGCAAGUCAUGGAUAAUGAAUCACAUGUAAGUUCCCAAGGUGAACCAGGAAAUGAUCAAGAGUCAUCCGCUGCAGUGAAUUUUGAUAAUACCACAGAAGUGAGUUUUUCUGGUGCCAGAGAAAAGAAUUUUGGUGACACCUCCAAAGUGUUUCUCAGCACAGAACUGUCUCAUACAGAUACCACCGAAGUCAAUUUCCCUGACGGAAUUGAAAUGAUUCACACCAAUGAAGUGAUUCAUACUGACACCAGUCAGAUUAAUUCUCCUGUCGCCUCUGAACUAGUUCAUUCUGACACCACUAAAGUGACUCACACUACUGAAGUGGUAUGUACUAACACCACUGAGGUGCUUCAUACUGACACAACUGAGGUAGUUCGCACCGACACCGUUAAGUUGGUUCAUACUGAGACCACUGAGGCAUAUCAUAGAGACACCGCCGAUACAUUUCGUACAGAUGCCACUGGGGAAUUUCAUGAAGACACAAAUGAGGCAUUUUGUGAAGACACGAAUGAGGCAUUUUGUGAAGACACAAAUGAGACAUUUCGUGAAGACACCAAUGGGGCGUUUCAUGAAGACACCAAUGGGGCAUUUCACGAAGACACCAAUGGGUCAUUUCACGAAGACACCAAUGGGGCGUUUCACGAAGACACUAGUGAGGCAUUUCAUGAGGACACCAAUGGGACGUUUCAUGAAGACACCAAUGGGGCAUUUCAUGAAGACACCAAUGGGGCAUUUCAUGAAGACACCAAUGGGGCGUUUCCUGAAGACACCAAUGGGGCAUUUCAUGAAGACAUCAGUGGGGCAUUUUGUGAAGAAACUAAUGGGGCCUUUCAUGAAGAUCCAAAUGAGGCUUUUCCUGCAGACUCUACUAGUGCAUUUCAUCCAGACUCUACUGAAGGGUUUCAUGCUGAUUCUACUGAUGAGUUUCAUGCUGAUUCUGCUGAUGAGUUUCAUGCAGACUCCACUGAGGCAUUUCAGACAGAUGCCACUGAUGUAUUUCAGACUGACACCACUGAGCCGUAUCAGUCAGAUGCCACUGAUGUGUUUAAUACAGACACUACUGAUGUGUUUAAUACAGACACUGCUGAUGUGUUUAGUACAGACACCAAUGAAGUGUUUCAGUCAGAAUCUGCUGAUGUGUUUCGUACUGAGGCCACAGAGGUAUCUCAAACUCCAAGCACUCAACUAUCUGAUAAUGACACCACUCAAGUGUCUGAUGCUGAUGUCACUCAAGCGUCUCAUAGUGAUGAAACUUCAGCAUAAUAAGCUACAUAUUUACAAAUAUUUUGAUACAUUUCUCUUACCCCGCAAAAUUUUUUGAAACACUCUUAUUUUCAGAUAUUCCAGUUCCUCAACUACUAAAUGUGAAUGAUGUUUUAGUCUCAAGACUAAUUCACAGAAACAUGGGGAAUGAAAACUGAUAAAAGUGUUUAACUGAAGUAAUAAUGCACAGGUAGUCUCCGACUUACUGAUGCCCAAUCAUUCAGUCUUUUUAAGAAUCAGAUUACUGUAAAUUGGGUUAUAGGUCACUCCUUAUUUCUUACUUUUGAUAGUUAUUGUCUUAUGUUAAGAAUGUCUCUUUUUGGUCACCAAUCACAAGGUUGAUUCUUGUCACUUAUCAGCUAUUCGCUUCAUUUCUGUAUAACUGUUGCACCUCAUGUCAUUAAUGGUUUGCCUUUUGCACUCAUAUCUAAACCUGCCUGUGAGAUUCUUUCCCCCUUCUGUUCCUUCAACUAUGGUUUUUAGAAACAACAAAUUUUGUAAUGUGUGCCAACCAUCCUAUUUCUCUGUUUCAUUAUGCUCUUUAGUAUAAUUUUUUCCUGUUGACUCAUUGCAAUAUGUUCCAUUUUAUAAAAAUCAUUUGAAAGGAAAUGUAAUGCAUUUGCUUAGUCUCUGUUUCUGUUGCCUCCAAAAUAGAAAUCUCAAUCUUGUCAUCCUAUGAAUGAAGAUGUUUUGCUGUAUCAGUCACAGAUUUUGUUUACAUUUUUGAAAGGUAUUACGCAUUUCAAAAACGGUCCACUUGUCAGGUGUCCUUACAGUUAGUUGCAUUUACGUGAUAGUUCUCUGUAUUUAAAUUCAGUUAAUUUCAUCAAAAAGUUGGUGCUGCUCACCGGGAGCACUUCCUGUGAAUGCGUCAAUGGUAAUUUUGUAAUUUCAGUAUCUUCUUUUAAACAACCCUCUCUAACAAAAGAAUACAAUGCUUGCAUGCAAACUUUUGUGGCUCAAUGGCAAAGCAUGUUAAUAAUCCCAUGUUUACAUUCUUGUGUCACUUUUUCGGAAAUGUUUCAAGUAAAUAAGUCAAUUCCAUGUUCAAAAAAUAAGUAGGACACGUGCAGACCCAAUUUAUUUAUUUAUUUAUUUUUCACUAGAAAACAAUUGUGAAUGCUCUAAUUGUCAAUUAAUUUUUUCCUAUGAACUGCAGUGUGACUUUCUUUGUAAAAAGGAAUCAAAUACAACGUGAUAUAAGUAAAAGAAGGUAAACACACAGUGUCAUUCAAAAAUUUAUUAUGUUGCUCCUAAUAUAUAACAGUGAACAGUUGCGUUCUUGUUCAGCUGUAAUUUCAUUUUCCCCAGUCACCAUGACUCAUUGUGCCCUUUCUCCUUUCAGAUCUUUUUUUCCUUGAAGAUUUCAACUUAGAGCAUAAAAUGACUUUUUUCUGACAUGAUGACGUAAAGCUUGCACUUUUUCUUCAGAUCUACAAAUUAUACCUAGGAACCCAUAAUUUCAUACGUAUUUCAGUUACAGUAUUUCAAGAGAUAUUUUGAUUAGAUAUAUGUUGUCACAUUUUAUCAUAGCUUAAGCCUGUAUUAGGUUGAAGACUUCCUGUGCAGUUAAAUGUGUGAGCACCCCAUGGUGUUUGUGUGACACACAUUUGUUAUAUCUGUGUUUUUCUUGUGUAAUGUAAAGGAGUACUUGCUGAGGAGAUUGGAACAAAUAUUUUAAAAUUUCGUGUACUAAUAAUUUUUGUAUGUUUUGCUAAUUUGUUGCUCCUUUAAUAGUGUUUCUGUGUUGAAAUGUGCACGUCCAUCUUGUUUUGAUUGAUGAAUGUAAUGGUGAAAUACUAUUAAUUUACCAUAUUUGCAGUUAAAAUUAAUUAUGUUGUUAAGUCUUAUGAUAGAAUUCUAAGUACAAGGUGCACGAAAAUUGCCAUCCUUAAAAGACUGUUUUUGGGCAUGCAAGUGAACACAGGACAAUUUUUGAAUAAAGACAAAGAAAUUUUUAUCUGUGAUAUAUACAAGCAACUCUUGUGGAGUUAGUUAUUUUUUAGAAUAACCACAUUGGUUUAUGAUCAAGUUUUUAUUCAUAGUGUUUUAUGAAAAUGUUGUUUUAUUAAAAGUUUUCAUUUCCAAACUGUUCUGAGUAGUUGCAAAAUGGCUGGUUUUCAACAUGCUUUCUUUCCACAUAGCAUCUGAGAAUCUGAACUAUUUUUAUUAUUGACACAAUGUGUUCCCUCAAUAGAAAGACAAAAUGUUCGGAGUGAUAUGUUAUAUAAAUAAUAAACCUCAUUCAUUUCCCUCCCUUUGUUCAUCCAGAAGCGUUUUCCUUAUUUAAAAGUUUUUAAUGUCAUCAUUAGUUGGGACCCUUUCUUUUAAUUGUUCAGUUGACAUUAUAAAUUUAACUGUCGUGUAGGUCAGGCUUCCCAAUUCAUGUCAGUGUUCGGGAAUGUAUAAUGAAAACAAUGGGUACAAUAUUUACAAAUCUAUUUGUACAUACCUAUUUUUCUAAUUCAUUACAAGUUAUGAUGUUAUGUAUCAAUUUUGCAAUAAAGCCAGCAGCAUUUUCUGCAAAA
Schistocerca piceifrons (Central American locust) is the source of this 9433-nucleotide messenger RNA. RefSeq lists its product as uncharacterized. The record is from RefSeq and is a predicted model, not a curated record. Gene Ontology annotation, cellular component: nucleus. Gene Ontology annotation, molecular function: RNA binding. The transcript is spliced from 21 exons. Bases 423 to 6905 code for a protein of 2160 amino acids. NCBI's taxonomy places the organism in Eukaryota, Metazoa, Arthropoda, Insecta, Orthoptera, Acrididae.